Molecule: messenger RNA, 4122 nt
Organism: Carassius carassius (crucian carp)
Lineage: Eukaryota; Metazoa; Chordata; Actinopteri; Cypriniformes; Cyprinidae
Product: FH2 domain-containing protein 1-like
Exons: 12
Coding region: 223-2457 (744 amino acids)
Source: RefSeq, a predicted model, not a curated record
GACGAGUUCUGGGCGUGAGCUACAGGUAAGAGAGCAGAGGAUUACAACAUCACUCUUCCGCUGAACGGCUUGAUAUGCCGUGUCCCGUGCGAAAGUAUUUUUACCGUUUGCAGUACACAGCCAAAGUAAUUUCGGAUAGUGUCAGACAGUAAUUUAUUUUAGGGGACGUCUUGGAUACCUCUCAAACGAGGAUGAUGCAGCAGUAUCUUUGCAAGUGAAACCAUGAUACCACCGCCACCACCACCACCACCUAUUGCCCCACCUCCCCCUCCUCCUCCACCCCCUGGCCCCUUCGGUGGAAGCCCAUUUACCAGAGGGCCGACACGGGCCUCUAAAAUGCGUAAUUUUAAUUGGGAGGCCAUACCUAAGGACACUGUGCUUGGCAAACAUAACAUAUGGACGGCUGAGAAGAACAGUGAGUUUGAGUUGGACACCAAACGUAUGGAAGAGCUGUUCAGCCGCGAUGACCAGAAACAGGUCCAGGUCACAAACCGCCGCAGUGUACGCCAGUCCCCGAGCAAUGCUUCGGGACCCGAAAUGGUGACCAUCCUCAACUCCAAGAAGAACAUGAACAUUUGUAUCUUCCUCAAGCAGUUCAGAAGGUCAGUGAGUGGGAUGAUUGAUGACAUUAUCAACUGUAAAGGAGAAAGAUUUGGUACUGGGAAACUGAAGGAGUUGUGCAAACUACUGCCAGAGGAUGGAGAGGUGCGUCAGCUUCUUGAUUUCAAAGGAGACUGUUCAACUCUCUCUGAGGCAGAUCGGUUUAUGGUACAACUUGUCAAAGUUCCUUGCUAUGAAGAACGGUUGAACUGUUUAGUACUCAAAGAGGAAUUCCCACACUUUAUAGAUGAAGUGAAUCACUCUGUUGCAGUCAUGACCUCUGCUGGACAAGAGCUGUUGGAAUGUGCUGAUCUACAUUCAGUCAUUCGACUGGUCUUGAAGACAGGGAACUACAUGAACUCUGGAGGGUACGCUGGCAGCGCAGUGGGUUUCCGGAUAACAUCUCUUCUCAAACUAGCAGAUACCAAAGCAAACCAGCCUGGAAUGAACCUCAUGCACUAUGUUGCGCUGCAAGCUCAGAAGAUCGAUGCAUCGCUGCUGAGGUUCCCAGAGAAGCUACAGUACAUUGGAGAUGCAGCAAGGAUCCAUAAGCAGGAAAUCGAAACUGAUUUCCAAAAGGAAGUGAGUAAAGUCCAGGUGGCAAAGCAGAAUGCUAGUAAACAGCCAGAUCUGGAAGAACAGAUGAGGGAUUUUCUGCAGAAUGCAGACACCAGGUUAACGGAGACUGAGGCAGCCUUCAAAAACCUUUCUGCCGUGAGUGAUUCGGUGUCACAGUUUUUCUGUGAGGAUCCCACUCAGUUCAAACUAGAGGAGUGUUGCUCCAUUUUCUACUCUUUCUGUGAGAAGUUCAAACGAGCAGUUCAGGAGAAUCUUCAACGGGAAAUGGUAGAAGUGAAGCGCAGACAGCGAGAGCAUACUCAGAUUGCAGCCAAGCGACGUUCCACCGCCACCUGCUCCUUGCGAGACAAAAACAUGGAAGGAGUUGCACUGGAGUCCAUCCUACAUAGGGCUAGCAGUCGCCAAUCCCGCCGUAGAGCCGGCACCGGGUCACCCACGCAGGGGAAUCUUACUGAGACCACCAAACAGGAGAUCCACCCCGCUGACAACAGAGAUAUCAAGAGACACAGCUGCAUCAAAAGGGCCAUGCAAUCCCCCUUGAUCAAGGAGAGCAUUGAUAAGGAUGAGACACCCAUGCCCUCAGAGAUAACAAUCUCAAACCCGGUUCAGGAAAGUGCCGAAACCUCAAUCAAUAAACUUGUCUCUGUAUUCACAGUGGAGGAGGAGGAAGUUGUGCAGACAGAGAAAGAGGUGCAAAAUAUAAGAGAGGUGUCACGGAAAGUUUUACAAUACCAGUCCAGUCGAAGUAGCAUUUCAUCCGGUGAGGCCCUGUCACCGAUCCUUUCUCCCAGGCAGACGUUCUUCCAGGAAGACAGAAGACUGCUGAUCAUGACCAUAGAAGAAAAUACCUCUAAAUCCAGCUCUCUGUUGCAGAAUGGCCAGAUCAUCAAUCGCCGGCACACAAUCGCGCUUCUCGAGGCCAGUUGUGAAAAUACCAGCCAAGAGGAACUAUUCGUGCCUAGUAAUGUAAACCCAUCUCCGGCUCCCUCUAUAGGUGUUAUUGGAAAAGGGAAAUCUGUGGAUUGCGGUAUGAUUGCCACACUCCAAAACUCCACAAAGACUGUUAAAGAUUCAGACACUAAGCCACUUUAUUUUCUAGAGGAAUCACAAUCUGUUGACUCAUCACAAUCACAAUCAGCCGAGCCAGAGGUGAAGACAGAAGAGAAGUUUAGUACUGGGAAGAGAAAUAGCCAAACAAUAUCAUUUAAAAGCACUAAAGAGGGCUUCAGCUUUAUGUCUUUAUUUAAGCGUUGGCGUGAAAAAGACAAAUCAAAUUAGCUUGAUUUGGACAGUGUGGACCCAUGACCUUAAAACAAAAACAUGUUUUUUAUUUAUUCAGUUUAGUUUUCGGCUAGAUUUCGUUCCGCGUUGAUGGAAAACAAGCUUGGUGCUUUGUCACUGUUUGCUUGUUAAAACAGUGAAUGGACAUUUAUUUCCAUGUCUACUAUAAAAGGAGGACAAAGAAUAAUGCACACAGCAUCCUAAAAACAUAAUGAUUUCAUAAACCUUGUUGAAAUCAAUUGAAAACUAGACAUUUUACAUGCAGUGCUCUUUUUUCAACACAAGGGGGCAGUUCAAGACAUUUUUUCAUGCUGAAACAGCUCCUGUAUCUGCAAAAAAUUGACCAUUUGCAAUGCCAAAAAUGCCAUUAUCCUCAGUUUAGAUUAUAGACCAGGGGUAGGCAAGUUCAGUCCAAGUGAGCCACAGUCCUGCAGAGUUCAGCUCCAACUCUGAGAAAAGCCUGUAGCCUGAAGACACUGAUGAGCUUGUUCAGGUGGGUUUGAUGAGGGUUAAAGCUGAACUCUGCAGGACUGCGGCUCUCUAGGACCGAACUUGCCUACCCCUGUUAUAGACUGAACAAUCAAUAUAGCUGGUAAACCUGGUAGUUAUUCACCAAUUCACCACAUAAACCACAAACUGUCCCAAAAUUGUUUUUCUUUGAAAAUAUGCCCUGAGUACACAAUCAGACUUCCCGAUGAUCAAUUUAAAGUUUUAUUAUUAGUAGUAGUACUACUAGUAUUCUACUGACCUGAUAACUUAGCUUGUACUACAUCAUGUUUCUGAAAAUUGUCUCUGAAUGGUCAUUGCAGUCUGAAAUUCUCCUUCUUAUGACAGAUCAGUCCAAAGAUCAAAGAAAUCGUCUAAAUGAUGAAAUUGGAAUUAGAGAGUUUCAUGUAAUUUGUGGUUUUCAAUGCUCUAAAAAUUAUAUAAAGUCUUUUAUUUGAGUCAUUGCUAAUAAAACCCCUGCAUUUGAUUUUUUUAGUAAGAUUUCAGGAAAAUAUAGAGACCAUGUUCGAGUUAGGAUUCAAUCAUACACUAAGAUGCUUAGAUGCAUUUUAACAUGGUUUCCUGUGUUUAGGCCAGCUAUAUUUAUCUGUGUGUGUGUGUGUGUGACCACAACAAGAGGCUUGUUGAUGCAGUUAUACAUGGUCGAAAAUGUUUUUGCUGAGCUUACUAAUAAGAAGCCUUAAUAAAGACAUUGAGACUUAGUUAGGGAGAAUAGAUAAUGUCACAGGGUCCCCAUAGUCUAGGUCUGCAUUAGGUGGUCUAAUAAGUGUCUUCUCCACAGCCUGAGACUCUGUGGGGGUGGAGUUUUGGGGGAGGGGUGUUUGGCUGAUUGUGUGAGUGAAUCAUCAUCAGUCUCAAAGAACUGAGAAUAAAGGGUCAAGCGCCGAUUGAAUGUCACAACAUGCUAUGGUUAUAGUCCAGCUGAUCCUGAAAAUGGCUCUUUGGAAUGUCUAGGACAGGUUUUGGUGGCUUUAAACUGUGUAAUACGUGUGAUUUCAUGCUGUUACAGUACAUGUCUAAAUGCUGGAUGCUGUUUAUUGCAGAUGCUUGAAUUGUUUAGAGAUGUAUUUAAUUUCUUUAAAUAAUAUAAAUUGAACAGUUUGUAAAUUUAAUAACAGAAAUGUUGGAAUGAUAGGUCUUUAUUUCAAUAUAAAA